AAGGAAUGGUCCGCAAUCUAUCUUUCUUGUUACAGAGCAUGCUUCUCCAUAGCUUGUUGAUAACCUUUCACCAGGCCACUCUCUUUCUCACGAUUAGUCAGCGAACUUGUAAUCCAUUAAGAGUAAGAAGCCAUGGCUCUUAUUAUUUGCCCUGCUUCUAAUCCUGUCUUCUUACACACCAUACUUCUCCGUUGCUGCUGAUACCCUUUCUCCAGGCCACUCUCUUUCUCACGAUUAGUCAGCAAUCAUUUGGAAGCAAACUUGUAAUCCAUAAUCCAUGAAGAGUAAGAAGCCAUGGCUCUUAUUAUUUGCUCUGCUUCUAAUCCUGUCUUCUUACACACCAUACUUCUCCAUUGCUGCUGAUACCCUUUCUCCAGGCCACUCUCUUUCAUUCAGUGAGACCAUAUUAUCUCAAAGUAGCACUUUCGUGCUCGGUUUCUUCCAACCCGGAACUUCACGAAAAAUCUACCUGGGCAUAUGGUAUAUAAUGUUGAAUCGGACGGAAGUUCUUUGGGUAGCAAACAGAGAAAACCCUUUGUCUGACCCAUUUUCAGCAAGACUCGACCUCUCAAAAGACGGCAAUCUACUCCUGUCUCAAGAUUCCUCCGACAUCCCAUUUUGGUCGACAAAUUUGACAUUUCCCCACUCAAAUUUGACUGAAGCACUACUUCUUGAUGAUGGGAAUUUUGUUUUGAGAGAUGGGUCGAACCAGAGUCUUAUAUUUUGGGAGAGUUUCGACCAUCCAACCGAUACAUGGCUGCCAGGUGUAAAGCUUGGGAUCAAUAAGGUUACUGGAAAACCACAGCAGCUCAUUUCAUGGAAAAAUUCAGAAGAUCCAGCACCUGGUGUGUUCUCGUUGGGGUUAGACCCAAAUGGAAGCAAUCAAUAUUUCCUAGAGUGGAACAAAUCCCAAAUCUAUUGGAGUUCUGGACUUUGGGAUGGAACAUCUUUCAGCAAUAUUCCUGCGUUGAGAUCGAAUUAUAACUACAGUUCCUUCAGUUAUGUGUCAAAUGAAAAUGGAAGAUAUUUUACUUAUUCUCUUCCUAAUAGUUCUGCCAUUUCUAAAUUUGUGAUGAGGUCUUCAGGAAAAUUCCAGCUAUCCACGUGGCUGGAUGCGCAAUGGAAUUUAUUUUGGUCUGAACCGAAGGUACAAUCUGAUGUCUAUUCUUUGUGUGGUGCAUUUGGCGUGUAUCGUGAGAAUUUCUCGAGCCCCUGUGAAUGUCUAACAGGUUUCGAACCAUCUUCGAUGGAAGACACCAGUCUAGAUGACUGGUCAGGUGGGUGUGUAAGGAAAUCCCCUUUGCAAUGUGAGAAUAAUACGUAUGCCAAUGGCAAAAAAGAUUGGUUCACGAAAAUAUCAAACAUGCGAUUGCCUGUUUAUUCGAAACCAUAUUUGGCCUUGAGUGCUGGGAAAUGUGAACAGGCUUGCAUGGAAAAUUGUUCUUGCGCAGCUUAUGCUUAUAAUAGUAGUGGGUGUAUGAUAUGGGAAGGAGCUCUUUUGAACUUACAGCAACUCUCAAAUGGUGGCGAGAUUGGACAAGAUAUCUAUCUCAGACUUGCUGCUGAUGAUCAUCAAAGCACCAAAGGCAAAAAAUGGAAGGUAUGGGUAGCUGUGCUGGUCCCAGCAACAGGGCUUUUCCUAUGCCUCUUCAUUUGUUUUUCAUGCAAAGGAAAACUCAAACGCAUAGAUCAAACAGGAUCAAGCAAUAAUCUACUAUUAUUUGAUUUUGAUACGGAGCUCCGUGCAAUCAAUGAUGGAAUGAACACCAACAAUAAUAUGAAUAAAAGAGAGAAAGAUGCCGAGUUACCACUAUUUAGUUAUGAAAGUGUAUUAGCUGUAACCAAUAAUUUCUUAGCUGUGAAUAAGCUUGGAGAAGGAGGCUAUGGACCAGUUUACAAGGGGAGAUUACUCCAAGGAAAAGAAAUUGCAGUGAAGAUGCUAUCAAAAAGAUCUGGACAAGGAAUUGAGGAGUUCAGAAAUGAGACAAUACUAAUUGCAAAACUCCAGCAUAGAAAUCUUGUCAGACUCUUAGGUUGUUGUAUCGAGCGAGAAGAAAAGAUAUUAAUAUAUGAGUACAUGCCCAAUAAAAGUUUGGACUUCUACCUUUUCGAUCCAACCAAGAAACAGAUGUUAGGUUGGGAGACACGCAUACGCAUUAUUGAAGGCAUUGCUCAAGGGCUUCUUUAUCUUCAUCAAUAUUCAAGGUUACGAAUCAUACAUAGAGAUCUAAAACCAAGUAACAUUCUCUUGGAUAGUGAAAUGAAUCCAAAAAUAUCAGAUUUUGGCAUGGCUCGAAUAGUUGGAGGCAAUGAAACACAGGCAAACACAAAUCGAAUUGUUGGAACUUAUGGAUACAUGUCUCCCGAGUAUGCUAUACAAGGUUUAUAUUCGAUAAAGUCCGAUGUUUUUAGCUUUGGAGUAUUGCUACUGGAGAUUAUAAGUGGCAAAAAGAAUACUGGCUUCUUUAACCAUAGUUCACUUAGUCUUCUUAUAUAUGCUUGGGAGUUGUGGAGAGAUGAUCGAAGUUUGGAGUUGAUCGAUCCAACAGUAGGACAUCCUUCUUCCAGUUCUAUUAUGUUGAGAUUCAUUAACAUCGGCCUUCUUUGUGUCCAAGAAAGACCGACUGAUCGACCUACUAUGCUUGAUGUAGUCUUAAUGAUUAGCAAUGAGCAUGCACUUCUACCUACCCCCAAGCAACCACUCCAGAAUAUGAUGGACACAAAUUCAACAGUUGACAAUGCAGAAAAUUACUCAAAGAAUAGCGUAACUAUUUCAACAAUGGAAGCCCGUUGACAGAUUCCUAUACCAAAGAAAAUAAAUGUUGUAGAACCAAUAUUUUUGUAUAAUUUGUAUGCAUUUUGAUAUGUUACAUACUUGUCACUAAA
Messenger RNA from Corylus avellana, 2886 nucleotides. RefSeq names its product receptor-like serine/threonine-protein kinase SD1-8. Gene Ontology annotation, biological process: recognition of pollen; protein phosphorylation. Gene Ontology annotation, molecular function: protein serine/threonine kinase activity; ATP binding. NCBI's taxonomy places the organism in Eukaryota, Viridiplantae, Streptophyta, Magnoliopsida, Fagales, Betulaceae. The record is from RefSeq and is a predicted model, not a curated record. Gene Ontology annotation, cellular component: plasma membrane.